AAACCAUCUUUUACUUUUCAAGUAAAAACGCACCUAUAUAAAUGUAUACAUAUUUAGGGUUGGUUAAGGUGCCACCCUACAAAAAAAAGCUUUCUGGCCCCCUAUUUUUCUUACAUUAUAGGACUCAGCUUUCCUUUUCAAUAACUCAUUAACCAUUCACUAUUUUUCGUCAUCUCAAAGCUCCUCAUCCAUAUUCGAGAAGAAUUCUCUGAUUAAGAUCAGAAGAAAGAAAAAAAUAGGGUUUUGCAAAAACAUGAAGAAAAGGCAAAUAGUAGUUAGGAAAGAGGCCAGAUCUCAUCAUAGAAAUGAAGAAACUGCUGUUUCAGUGAGGUAUGCAGAGUGCCAGAGGAACCAUGCAGCAAACAUAGGAGGUUAUGCUGUUGAUGGAUGCAGGGAAUUCAUGGCAAGUGGUGAAGAAGGAACAAAUGGGGCGCUAUCUUGCGCCGCCUGCGGCUGCCACCGGAAUUUUCAUCGAAAAGAAGUGGAAGCUGAGGGAGUUUCUGAGUCUUCUUCAUGACCCUUUUCUCUAUUCCAAAGGUUUCGAGCAUAGAUUUGGUCAUGUGGAGAAAAUAAGGCAGGGUGAAUGAAGAAAAACAGAAGGUCUAAAUCUCCUUCUCCUUUGGUAUGUUAUAGAAACUGUGUAUAAUUCAAUUGCUCUUCAGAGGCGCAAUAUGAUUAGAUUUUCUUGUAGACGAAAUUGAAUUGGAUUCGGAUUCAGUUCUCUCUAUCAAGUGCUACUGGAUUGAUUAAUCUUUUUUUGAACUUGAAAUGUGGUUUUUCCUUAGUGUUCAAAGCUUUAUUAUUAGUUCCUUUCAGAUAUACUACUAGUUUCUUUUUUCUUCUUCCCUGCAUACUAGUUGAUUAUUUUUUCCAUUCCAACUUGAAAAGAGAUCCGUUGACUAGAGUUAUCUAUAGUAUGAGACAAAUGUAAGAAUGUGUUCCUUGUUCUGUGACCAGGAUUAAUAAACUAAGAGCCUUAUCUAUAGUAUAACAAAACCUUGGAGAACUUGUAUGACUUGGAG
This is a messenger RNA of Oldenlandia corymbosa var. corymbosa, 1022 nucleotides long. The record is from the annotation of a GenBank genome assembly. NCBI's taxonomy places the organism in Eukaryota, Viridiplantae, Streptophyta, Magnoliopsida, Gentianales, Rubiaceae.